AUGUUUCAACUCGCAGACUUGAGCGUUCAGGCUAAUUCUCCAUGCCAACCGGAUCAGAUUACAAUCAAAGAUCCAAAAACUGGUUCGAUUCAGUGCCAGGACUGUUUGAAAUGUCCACCUGGCGAGGGUCUCUCAGUCGAUUGCGGAGAAGUAAUAACCCCUUCGACACCUGUGCAGUGCAAGCCAUGUGUGCUGGGAGAGACAUAUUCUGCUUCCCUCAAGGCCGGAGCUUGUGAGGACUGUGGAAAUUGCGGUGAGUACCGCGAAACUACAAAAGCCUGUACGGUAACUUCCAAGGCCGUGUGUGGAAGGUGCAAGUCUGGCGCAUAUGCAGAGGGCAUUCUGGGACUGUGCAAGCCCUGCUCUCCGUGUUGUAAUGAUGGUAAAGAUAUCGUUAUACCUGAGUGCCAAGUUCUAGGUGUACCAACAGGCAUGCAGUGCAGCUACCUACGAUCCAACAAGUGCAGCGCAUUGGUGACAUCAACUAUUAGCCCGACGCCGUCAACCCCACAAGAUCAGUCCAUAACCCCAUGGUGGCCAUCCUCUUCUACAACGAGCACCGAAGUAAUCUCUUCUCCAAGUGAGCCAGCCGUCAACCUGAUUGAAGAGAAUUCACCAAAUGUGGGCGUCAUAGCUGGUUCUGUUGUGGGCGGCCUCCUUGUUGCCAUCACGAUCCUCGUCGUCGCGUGCCGCAAAGUUAUGCGUAAACGCCGGAAGGCUACAGUGGAAGACGGAGCUGGUCAGACGCAAAAUUGCGAACAAGGAAAUUAUCAAGAAGUAACUCGGGAACAAAUAGAGGAUAGAGUCUUUCUGCAUGAAGAUAGCCCACUUCCACAUCCCACUCAAGAGGAAGCUGGUGAUAAUAGUUCGGAAAAAAAAGGAGUGCAGGAGACCACGUCUCCUCUAUCAGGCCAGAAUAGUUUAGUUUCAGAUUCUAAACUUGACGGGUCUGUGGUGAAGCAGUAUACUAAAUCGUCUAAAAAGCAAGUAUACAGUCUCCCCAAUGUUGUCACAAAGACGACCACUGUCACGAUGUUCAAGAUCACCGAUGAGAAGGUCACUACGGUUUGA
Molecule: messenger RNA, 1071 nt
Organism: Pocillopora verrucosa
Lineage: Eukaryota; Metazoa; Cnidaria; Anthozoa; Scleractinia; Pocilloporidae
Source: RefSeq, a predicted model, not a curated record